AAAGAAUAAUGGAUGUUAUAGUUUGUUUAAGAGAAAUUAUGUUUUCCUCUCCAUUUAUUCUAUUUGCACUCUUGUUCCUUUUAUUCAUCCUGAUCAAACUUGUAUCUUUUAGGAAGCUAGAAAACCUCCCACCAGGUCCACCAAAAUGGCCAAUCAUCGGAAACUUACAUCAACUAGGGGAAAAACCUCAUGUCACCGUCACCAAAUUCGCCAAAGAAUACGGCCCUCUCAUAUCUCUCCAUUUAGGUAAGCAACUUCUCGUGGUUGCCACUUCUCCGGAGGCAGCCAUGGGAAUUCUCAAGACUCAGGAUCGUGUCCUUUCUUCUCGUAUGGUGCCUAGUGCAUUUAACCAUAAUUCAUUGCUACCCUAUUCUCUCAUUUGGUCAGAAUGCAACCAAAGUUGGAAAACGCUAAGAACCAUUUGUCGGGCGGAAAUGUUCUCCAAUAAAGCCAUAGAGUCCCACUCUAGACUACGUGAGGAAAAGGUAGGCGACAUGUUGGAUUUUUUGCGUAGCAAGCAAGGGCAAAUGGUUAAUAUUGGAGAAGUUGUUUAUACUACUGUUCUCAACAGUAUUAGUGGGAUAAUUUUUUCCAAAGAUUUGCUUGACUUGAAAGAUGAAAAUGAGGCAUGUGGUGGGUUGAAAAAGUCACUUGAUAAGGUAUUGGAGCAAGUAGGCAAAACGGAUUUAAGUGAUUUUUACCCUAUAUUUCGAUCUCUAGAUCUUCAAGGAAUAAGCAAGGGAUUCACAAAACAUAGCAAAGAGCUGUUUAGCGUUUGGGAGGUUAUGACAAAGGAAAGAAGAUCUCAAAUCGCUUCUUCAACAUGGUCACCAGAGCAUGCAAGAUCGUUUUUAGAUCGAUUGAUUGAAAAUGAAUUCUCGAACGACCAAAUCAAUCAAUUGCUUAACGAAUUGUUUAUUGCUGGAACAGAUACUACAACGACUACAGUGGAAUGGGCUAUGGCUGAGUUGCUCAGAAAUAAAGAGGCCAGGUCCAAAUUAGAACAAGAGUUGAGGAAAGAAAUCAAUUCUGACAAAAUCACUGAAUCUCAAAUUUCUAAGUUGUCUUAUUUACAAGCCUGUAUCAAAGAAACCCUAAGAUUACAUGCACCAGCACCUUUUUUAAUUCCUCAUCGGGCCAUCCAAACUUGCGAGGUUAUGGGUUACACGAUUCCUGAGAACUCGGAAUUGUUCAUCAACAUUUGGGGAAUGGGCCGAGACCCUAAAAUUUGGGAUGAUCCUCUAUCAUUCAAACCUGAAAGAUUUCUUGGUGCAAACCUCGAUUUUAUAAGCCAAGAUUUCAAGUUCAUACCAUUUGGUGCGGGAAGGAGGAUGUGUCCUGGCUUACCAUCAGCCAUCAAGAGUAUUGAACUUAUAUUAGCAACCCUGAUUCAUGGGUUCAACUGGGUUCUUCCAAAUGGUGAGGAUCUUAUGAAACUUGAUAUGAAUGACAAAUUCGGUGUGGUUUUGCACAAAGAAAAGCCUUUGAAACUCAUUGUUGAAUCUAAAAUUCAUGUGUAAUUUUCUGGUGUAUUAUGUAUUUAAGUUAACAAGUGAAUUGAUAGAUUUUCCAGUUU
This is a messenger RNA of Cynara cardunculus var. scolymus (artichoke), 1576 nucleotides long. Its product is annotated as probable (S)-N-methylcoclaurine 3'-hydroxylase isozyme 2. The transcript has 2 exons. Gene Ontology annotation, molecular function: heme binding; oxidoreductase activity, acting on paired donors, with incorporation or reduction of molecular oxygen; iron ion binding. The coding region runs from base 9 to 1520 and encodes 503 amino acids. NCBI's taxonomy places the organism in Eukaryota, Viridiplantae, Streptophyta, Magnoliopsida, Asterales, Asteraceae. The record is from RefSeq and is a predicted model, not a curated record.